This is a messenger RNA of Rotaria socialis, 396 nucleotides long. The record is from the annotation of a GenBank genome assembly. NCBI's taxonomy places the organism in Eukaryota, Metazoa, Rotifera, Eurotatoria, Philodinida, Philodinidae.
AUGCACACAGAAAAUAACGGCUACAACACAACUGAAGCUAGUGAACCUCCAGUAUAUCACAAACCUCCUCCAAGCUACGGAUUCUCGAAUACCGCCGUAUUUCAACCAUACGGCCAAUCGCUACCACCACCAAUAAGCUCUGUAUCUGUUCAAUGUGCUGUCAAUCCGAAUACUAUCUACAUGCAGCCGCAACCCAUGAGUGCUUUCGCAGUUUAUGGGCUUCCUUCGGGCACGGCUCAUAUCAAUGACUACAUGGCUUGGUCAAUUUUCAAUAUCUUCUGUUGUGGUCUUGUAUUUGGUCUCAUAGGAGCGAUGUUGUCGUCCCAAGUACAACAGCGCAAAAUGGCAGGUGAUGCAGCAGGUGCUCAAAGUUUAUCAACAGUCACUGCAAUAUAG